Messenger RNA from Cercospora beticola, 2443 nucleotides. RefSeq lists its product as uncharacterized. NCBI's taxonomy places the organism in Eukaryota, Fungi, Ascomycota, Dothideomycetes, Mycosphaerellales, Mycosphaerellaceae. Gene Ontology annotation, biological process: regulation of DNA-templated transcription; DNA-templated transcription. Gene Ontology annotation, molecular function: DNA-binding transcription factor activity, RNA polymerase II-specific; DNA binding; zinc ion binding. The record is from RefSeq and is a predicted model, not a curated record.
CUUGGGGGAAGAAGCGCUGCGCACUCACGGGGAACGGCCGGUCAGGAACUGCCGGCAUGGCCUAGACUCACACGCUCGGCUGAGCUGAUUUCGCUAUGGACGCGACACAGAAGAGAGACAACCACACCCCGUCGUGCUCGGUAUGUCAGAGAAGGAAGGUCAAGUGUGAUCGCGUAUAUCCCUGCGCUGCCUGCACGAAAUCUGGACUGGAAUGUGUAUUUCCUGAACCUGGCACGCACGGGAAAAGAAAGCGGCGCAAUACCGGACACCAGACAGCAACGCAGGAUGGAUCAACCAAUUCUCGACCUUCUUAUACCGACCGAGCAACCACAACUGCCACCAUAGGGUCGUUCAGGGAGCCAGCGAAUGACAUUUCAUCACCAGCAUCGACGAGCUCGCAAGGCGCAGGCACUUCCACGGCACGUCUAGUCUCGGAAGGCGGUGGCUAUCGCUAUGUCAACAAUCACCUAUGGAAUGCCAUCUCCACUGAUCCUCACGCUUCGAAUGGCAGUCCGACUGUCAGCCCAGAGGAUGCUAAACCAAGUCCUGGUGGACGAUCAGGGCAUGGUAUAUACGAAGAGCCAACAAGGCCGGAAGAUGCCAGCACCGGAAGAAACUUGAUCUUCGGUGGCAGUGGUCCAGGUCACCCGGGUUCCUUUCAAGCACCUGCGAGCCAAAUCGUUUUCUUGUGGCAAGCCUUCCAGGGCAAUGUUGACCCAGUCAUGAAGAUAUCUCACGCGCCAAGCGUUCAAAACAUCGUACUCGGCCAGAUCGGAAACCAAGUGCUACCUCCUAACGAACAAGCUCUUGUGUAUGCCAUCUACAUGAUAGCUGUUGUCUCGCUCACUAACGAGCAGUGCGGAGAAUCCUUGGGCGAAUCGCGGAACGGCCUCCUUCAAAAGUACAGGGCAGCUACAGAGGCUGCGUUAUCAGCUGCUGGGUUCAUCACAAGCACCGACAUUAUGGUCUUGCAAGCUUUGAUCUAUUACCUGAGCGCAUUGCGCAGUCUCGGUGAAAUUCAGCUUGUGUGGUCACUGCUUGGGAUCGCCAUCCGAAUUGCGGGAACGCUUGGGCUGGCCCGCGAUGGCACCUCUCUGGGCCUGUCACCAUUCGAUACGGAGAUGCGCAGACGGCUCUGGUGGGGUCUCGUGUACUUCGACGGGCGUAUGGCGGAACUAGUAGGCCAGGACGGAGAUCUCAUGGGCAGCAGCUUCGACGCUGGUGCCCCUUCGAACCUGAACGAUAGCGAUCUCUUUCCAACCAUGACCCGCCUGCCAGAAGCUCGGCGCGGUCCAUCAGAUGCUUGUUAUCUCCAAGCACGUGUGCUCAGCAUCACUGUUGCUCGUAGUCUCCAGAGCAUCACCGGCCCUUCUGGAACCUGGCAUAGAUUGCACGAUGCUAGUAUGCCCACGGCGGAGAAGCUGGAAAUCAUGCGACGCAUCGAGCAACGCUACAGUGAGGAGAUUAUAGAGCCAUGUGACCCAACCGUGCCGUUACAAUGGCUCAGCAUCAAUACUGCGAAGACCUUUUCGACCAAGUUGCGAUUGAUCUCAAAAAUCCCGAUCGUAGAUCUGGACAAAGACUGGGAGGACGCCGAUGGCUUCUCGGAGAAUGCAUUCAUCCUCAGCAUGGAUCUUCUUCAGAUUCAGCUGAAUCUUUGGUGUGAGCCGUCGGUCCAGCCCUGGAGGUGGCACUGGCAAGCACAUUUCCAAUGGUAUGCUUUGGUGACUCUGCUUCGACAAACGAGGCUACGUCGCUCUGGCCGAGGGGCUUCGAGAGCGUGGACGCUGAUUCGAAAGGUUUUCGACAUCAUAAUCCCUAGUCUGGAGACUGGUCCGAAGAAGAGCCUGUUACUGGAAGGCAUACACUCUUUGCUCAAUGCCGCAAAGCGACAACAAGAGCUUCCUGACCAGAAACCGCUUUCAUCAAACAGCGACCAGAAAUUGCCCUUGAUGACUGGCCAAGCCGUGCAGUCUCCAGCUCCAGCCUUCACACCAACAAAUGGCCAUGGCGCCCACCCACCCGCGUUCGCGCCUCAGUCGCAUAGCAUGCCAAUGCCCGGAAUGACAAUGCAUCAACAGAUGCCUCCUCCUGGCAUGUUCGGGCAGCCCUUCAUCGAUAAUUUCGAGGAUCCUGUGCUCGGUGGGCUGGAUUUGACGGCCAUUGACUGGGUGGAAUUCGAUCGGCUGGCAUCAGAACUCUCGCAGCAGUGAAGAACGACAGUAUCAUUUGAGAACCAGACUCCUCAAAAUGGGACCGACAAAGGUCACAUAUAUCUUUCGAAUCCGACUCGGUGCCGAAACACUUGGUCGUGGACGAAGUGCGCGCGCACGUGACCUGUCAUCCGAACUCAGUGAAGCUCGGAUGGAGGAGCCGAAAGUGAGAGGAUGUCUCAUCGCAAGACACGUGGUAUGAUAUCGUACCAAAUAUGGCAUUCGGGCCA